Molecule: messenger RNA, 9481 nt
Organism: Choloepus didactylus (southern two-toed sloth)
Lineage: Eukaryota; Metazoa; Chordata; Mammalia; Pilosa; Megalonychidae
Gene: ZNF484
Product: zinc finger protein 484
Exons: 5
Coding region: 438-3077 (879 amino acids)
Biological process (GO): negative regulation of transcription by RNA polymerase II
Cellular component (GO): nucleus
Molecular function (GO): DNA-binding transcription repressor activity, RNA polymerase II-specific; DNA-binding transcription activator activity, RNA polymerase II-specific; RNA polymerase II cis-regulatory region sequence-specific DNA binding
Source: RefSeq, a predicted model, not a curated record
AUAGCUGGUAGUUAAUGAGUGCUAUGUGCCAUGCAUGGACUGGGCACUUUAAAAAUAUUGUGAGAUUUCACUGUAUUUAUCCCAAAAAGUAUAAAGACGAGGAAAGUGAUACUGAAGAGAAUUCUCCAGAUUUUCAUAGUGAGAAGCGGGAUUCAAAUGUUCAUUGACUUCUCCCCCUAACUCGCGAUCUUUCCCUUGUUCCACCUGCUUUCUUGGGGCGUCCCUGUUUCUUUCACAUUCUUGGGUGCCACAGCCUGCACCUGUGUCUCCAAACACUCCUGGGAGGACAGUUGAGUGGGUGUCACCCCAUGGCACUGUCUCUGCAGGGUCCCUUUGUGUUUCUACAGAGCCCUGAGGUCACAUCACUCAACUGAGCCUUAAGGAUCCCUUGUUACGGCUCCAACCCACCUCUAGCCAACCGCCCUGACUAUCCUUCGAUGUUCAGCCACUUUCAGGUUCCUGGGAAAAUUGGACUCUGGAGGUACAGAGAGAUCUCUGCCUCUUUACAAGAAGAGCCAGAAAUGACGAAGUCCUUGGGAUCGGUGUCAUUCAAGGAUGUAACUAUAAACUUCAGCAGGGAGGAGUGGCAACAACUAGAUCUUGCUCAGAAAUGCCUAUACAGGGAUGUGAUGCUGGAAAACUAUUUCAACUUGAUCUCAGUGGGGUAUCAAGUUCCCAAACCAGAAGUCAUCUUCAACUUGGAACAGGGAGGGGAGCCGUGUGUGUUGGAUGGUGACAUCUCAACUCUGAGCUGCCUAGAUGGGGAUAUUGGAUUUGAGACUUCACAACAGGGAAUUUCUGAAGAAGUUUCUUUCCAGUAUGAGAGAGUUCAUCUCUUCACAAGCAAUGACUCACUGUAUUCCAUUUUAAAAGAAUUAUGGCCAGAUGAUGAGCAGACAGAGGGAUAUGAGGAAAACCAGAAGAAACCUUUAAGACAUGUGACCUUCGUCAACAAGAAAAUAUUAGCUAAUGAGAGGAGCUACGACUAUAAUGACACUAGAAAGAAAGUUCAUGUAAACACACAUUUUAUCCCUUCAAGUAAAAGACUUCCUAACUGUGACUCAUUUGGAAAGAAUCUAAAGCCCACUGUAAAUGUAAAGACUCAUAAUAGAAACAAUGCACUAGAAAAUCUUGAUCAGCUUAUCAGACAUGGUAAUAUUUUCACUCAUAUAAAUUCUCAUACUGAAAUGAAUGCUUGUGAAUGUAAUCAAUGUAGGGAACUUCUGAGUCAUAAGCAAGCUCUCAUUCACCAUUUGAAAAUUCAUACUGGGGAGAAACUCUGUUUACUUUCUGAUUAUGUAAAUGUUUUCACCCAGAAGUCACACCUCUCUGUACAGCAAAGUAUUUAUACUGAAGAAAAACACCAUGAAUGCAGCAAAUGUGAGACAAUUGUCAUGCAGAAACCCCAAGUUCAUGCAAAUCAGAGAGUUUAUAUGGGAGAGAAAGCCUAUAUGUCCACUGAAUAUGGGAAGGACUUUUCCCUCCAGUUAAACCAUCAGAAAACUCAUACUGAGGAGGGACACUAUAAAGGCGGUGAAUAUGGAAAAGCCUUUAUCCAGAAAUCAGAUUUGUUCAGAUGUCAGAGAAUUCAUACUGGAGAUAAACCCUGUGAAUAUAAUGAAUGUGGAAAAAACUUCUCUCAGAAUUCUAACCUCAGUGUACAUAAGAAAAGUCAUACUGGACAGAAGCACUUUGAAUGUACUGAAUGUGGAAAAGCCUUCACAAGGAAAUCAACAUUAAGUAUGCAUCAGAAAAUUCAUACAGGGGAAAAGCCCUAUGUAUGUACUGAAUGUGGGAAGGCCUUUAUCCGUAAGUCACAUUUUAUUACACAUGAGAGAAUUCAUACUGGAGAGAAACCUUAUGAAUGCAGUGACUGUGGGAAAUCCUUUAUUAAGAAGUCACAACUCCAUGUGCAUCAGCGAAUUCACACAGGAGAGAAUCCCUUUAUAUGUUCAGAAUGUGGGAAAGUCUUCACCCAUAAGACAAAUCUUAUUAUACAUCAGAAAAUUCAUACUGGAGAGAGACCCUAUAUAUGUACUGAAUGUGGAAAGGCCUUUACUGACAGGUCAAAUCUCAUUAAACACCAAAAAAUUCAUACUGGAGAGAAACCCUAUAAAUGCAGUGACUGUGGAAAAUCAUUCACCUGGAAGUCACGGCUCCGGAUACAUCAGAAAUGUCAUACUGGAGAGAGACUAUAUGAAUGCAGUGAAUGCGGGAAAGCAUUCAUUCAGAAAUCAACACUAAGUAUGCAUCAGAGAAUUCACAGAGGAGAGAAACCCUAUGUUUGUACUGAAUGUGGGAAGGCCUUCUUCCACAAGUCACAUUUUAUUACACAUGAGAGAAUUCAUACUGGAGAGAAACCUUAUGAAUGUAGCAAUUGUGGGAAAUCCUUCACUAAGAAAUCACAACUUCAUGUGCAUCAGCAAAUUCACACAGGAGAGAGACCCUACAUAUGCCCUGAAUGUGGGAAGGCUUUCACUGACAGAUCAAAUCUUUUCACACACCAGAAAAUUCACACUGGAGAGAAACCCUAUAAAUGCAGCGACUGUGGAAAAGCCUUCACUCGGAAGUCAGGCCUCCAUAUACAUCAGCAAUCUCAUACUGGAGAAAGACAUUAUGAGUGCAGUGAAUGUGGGAAAGCAUUUGCAAGGAAAUCAACACUAAUUAUGCAUCAGAGAAUUCAUACAGGAGAGAAACCCUAUAUUUGUACUGAAUGUGAGAAGUCCUUCAUUCAGAAAUCACACUUGAAUAGACAUCGGAGAAUUCAUACUGGAGAGAAACCCUAUGAAUGCAGUGACUGUGGGAAGGCCUUCAUUAAGAAGUCACAACUCCAUGAGCAUCAUCGAAUUCACACAGGAGAGAAACCAUACAUAUGUGCAGAAUGUGGAAAGGCCUUCACUAUCAGACCAAAUCUUAUUAAACACCAGAAAAUUCAUGCUAAACAGAAACCCUAUAAAUGCACUGACUUUGGGAAAGCCUUAAACUGGAAGUCACAACUCAGUAUACACCAGAAAUCAGAUACUGAGGAAGUAGAAUGCCCAACGCCACACUCAUGGUGUGGGAAUACAAAGAUGUGAGAGGUUGCUGCUUGACUGAGAAGCAGAAGGCAAUCAAGACCAACUUUUCUCUCUCUGGUCAAGAGUCUGAGAAUCUGGGUAGCAUAGCUGAUGUCCAGUUACACAUACGGGGAGAAAUUUUGGAGAAAGUGUUUAAACAAUGUGUAAUGGCCGUGUUGGCUUACCUGGCAGAAACUGGGAUUGUCCAGACCAUGAAAAUAAUCAAAGUUGAUAUGCAAGGAGAUGAGUGGCAGUUUUUCUUGUUUUAUUUUUUUUUUUGAUAAGUGACUGUAAAUUCAGAGCUGUUAAAUUUUUCAUACCCUGGGUAAAAAAAAAAAUUCAAUAUUGACCAAAGAAAUUUCAUAAUGAGUAGCGGGGUGAGGAAAUUUUUUAUUGUCUAAACACCCUGAGGAGUCUGAAAUCAAGACAAAAGUAUAGGCAAUUCAGGUCUGUGGUGAAAGGCAGCCAGAAGUUUUUGUGAAAAUUGACACUAAAUACACAAAGAAAGGACUCUACUAUAAACAACUGCUUGUGUUCUCCCCCCUUCCCUUUUCUUUGAGAAGUGAUUAUUUAUUGAAUAUAGUAUCUGUUGGUGUAUGGAAACUUGGAUAAUGAACAUUUUGAACUUAAAAUUUGACUUUGGCAAAUUGGAACCAUAGUCCUACCUGAAUAUUCAUCAGGAUCUUUGGGUAACCAAUAUGUUGCCUUACAUCUAACAGGUAUAAAAAUGCUCCCAGCUUUAAUCCUCUAAGUAAUAUGUAAGCAGCAGCCCCAUAGACUACUUGUUUUCUUAGAACUGGCCCUAAGAUCAUGCAACUGAGCCACAGAGACCUAAGUCUAGAUAAGAGCAUUUUGGAUCCCUAGCCUGGUCCACAGAAACCUGCACUUUCUUCCCAAUUCCUGUUUGAAAAAAAAAAGAGACUAAGAUAAUGCAUUACAAAACCUAUAAUUCUUUUUCUUCCAAUUUAAUUAAUACAUUUUAUACAUAUACAUUACAUGCCAGAUUACUCUGGGACAUAUUGUCUUGCAUUUUAGUUUGUUUCUUUGAAAUGUAGUUGAACAUGUGGAAGAGUACUUCUUCUUUCCCCUCCCAACUUCUACAAAUUAAUUCUAUUUAUGUGUGUGCUUGAAGUCAUCUAUAUUCUUAUUGGCAUUUUUGCCUUUUAUUCUACAGAUGCUGAAAGAAAUAUGUUAUAAUCUUGCAGCAUAACUGAGAACAUCGCUGUCGUUUAGCUCUACCAAUUUUUGCUAUAGAUAUUUUGAGUGUUUUUUUCACAUAGCUUCAAAUUUAGAAUUUUUAUACUCUUCCCAGUUAAUUGAAACUUGAUCUUUAUGAAAUACCCCUUUUUGUCUCUAGUGAUGCUUUUUGCCUUAAAAUUUACUGUUAGAUAUUAAUAUAGGCAUAUCAUUUUUCUUGUUAAAAGUGUUUCCAUAUGCCAUUUUCCAUUUAUUUUCAACCCUCCUUAAUUGUUACUUCUCACUUUGACCGUUUGUAAGCAGCAUAUGGUUGGGCCUUGUUUUUUAUCUAGCCUGACAGUCUUUUUCUUUAAUUACAAAUUAUGUUUCUACUUAAUGGAAUUAUGGAAUUUUUGGUUUUAAAUCUACUGCUUUACUGUUUGCUUUUAUUUAUAUAGUUUGUUUAUUCAUAUUUCUCCUUGUCUUAUUUUGUUUAUAUUUUAUUUUGCCAUUUAUCCUAUUAGGUUCCUAGUUAUACAUUCUUUCGUUCUUUUAGUGAUUAUUCUAGAGAUUACAAUAUGCAUACUUCACUUAUUAAAGGCUAAUAUGAAUUAGUACUCAUAACACUUCUGGGACAAAGCAAAAAUUUAGAGCAUUAGCUCUAGUUCUCCUUUUAUAUGGUGUUGAUAUCAUGCAUUUGAUUUUAUAUGUAGUUUAAACAGUCAGUAAUUAUUGUUCCAGGGUCAAUGUUCAUUUAAAUCAACUCAUAUUGCUUUGUAUUCAUUGCUUUGUACUUUUUCUGUCCUUUAAAUUUCCCUCUAGAAUAAUUUCUCUUCUAACUGAAGAACAUUUUCAGUAUUUCUUGUAGUCCAAGUUUAUUGAUGACAAAUUCUCUGUCUCUGUUGGAGAACGUCUUUAUUUUGCCUUAAUUUUUGAAGGAUAUUUUCACUGAGUAUACAAUUCUAAGUUGGUGGUUAUUUUCUAACAGCAUUUUGAAGAUAUUCCAUUAUAAUCUGUCUUCCAUUGUUUUGUUGAAAAGUGAGCCAUCAAUCAAAUUGUUGAAUAUAUGAGGGUAAUGUUUUUUUUUCUCCUCUGUCACCUUUACAAUUUAUCCAUGUCUUUGGUUUUCAAACAGUCCUAUAAGGAAAUACCUAGGUGUGAUUUUUCUAUGAAUUUAUCCUAUUGGAGUUUGCAGUGCUUUUUAAGUCUGUGGCUUGGUGUUUUUGUGCAUUUUGGGAAAUUUCUAGCUAUUAUGUAUUCAAAUAAUGCAUCUGGUUCAUUGUCUUUCUCUGCUCUUCUAAGAGAUGACUCAAUUAUCUAGAUCCCCUAUUAACCUUUUUCUAUAGUUUGUUUCUUUUUGGUUUUGAUCAUGUCUUAUCUACAUAUACCUGGUAGGUUUUUUUUUUUUUAAUCAUCUGCCAGACACUAUAUUAUAAAACAGCUGUUGCAGUAUCUGGGUUUAAAUGUUAUCUUUUUCCAGAGAGGAUUUGCCUUUGUUUCUAGAAGGCAACAAGGCCAGGAGCACUAGCAAUCCCCAAUCACCUUCAUCUAAUCAUGUAUUGAGAUUAUUUGAAACUGGACUUCAGGCCCUUUGUUGAUUUCUUUUUUCACUGUUAUUCCAAAGGAGAUGCUAUAUGGACUUUGGGAGGUUUUUCAGGUCCUUGGAGUGACCUGAACUCUAGUUUUUGUCCACUUAGACCCAUGAAUUUGUCAAAAGCUCUGGUCAGCUUCUUUGACCCAAUAUUUGUUUUAAGAAUUUGCAAAUACCUUUAAUUAACAAACAAUCCCAAAUUUCAGAGGUUGUGUCUUGUCCCUAAUCUUAUCCCUGCAAUUUAUUACUGCCUUGGUAGCUCUCCAAAGUUUUCAAAAAGUUAAAUGUUUUUAAUAUUUUCUUUCACUGUUUCUACUUCUUAGAGGCAGUAUUAGUCUGUAUCACCUACUUUGCCAUUAGGAGAAGUUUUCAAUUCACUGAAAUAAGUGUUCUUAUUUAAGGAAUCUGGAGUCCAGAAAAAAAUUUUAAAUUACUGAAACUUUCCAAAAUCACUGACUUAAAAAUGAAAAUGUUCUAAUUUGAUUUACAACAUUACAUUAUUUCCAGUUUUUGCUGCUAAAAGUCUUAAGGUGAAUGCCUUAAGUUUGGUACAACUUUACAUAUGUAAGAGAAAAUUACCUCUGGUGGGUUCAGAUUUUAUUAGGGUAGCUGCCAAACUUUAACAAAAGGAAGAGCUUCUCAGAGGUCUUCUUUAAUACUAUAAGGUUAAUAGAGACUGGUUGGUCUAAGAGCUCAGGGGUUUGAAAUUAAGAAUUUCAAAAAUGAGGAUUACUGGAAGAGUGAUGCCCAACCUUUUUAUUCUCAGGCAUAUUUUAAAAAUUAGAAUUCUAUGUUCCCAAGCGUGCAUGCACACACACACACACACACACACACACAAGAAAUGCUACUCUACCUUUUGCCGUAUGGUACUAAUCUCUUGGAGGAGGGCAGACUUUCUUUUGUGGGUCUCCUUGCAUCUUAAAGGGUACCUGAGAAUUGUUUGAAGAAUGAAUGAUGGAGAACUGUGAGUGGAAUGGGAGAGCUACAUCUUAAGUAGAAAUCUGGAAUCAAUAUAGAUUGGCAGUCUGUGUGAUACAGACUUUACUUGGGAAAGUAGUGUAGGUAGCCAUAUCAUUUUACAGUAGCACUACACCAACACAUUUCAUUUGUAUUUACAUCAAAACUAUUUUUAAAUGGUAUUAAACUUUAAAUUUUUAUAAAGGAAUGCAAUUAAAUUAAUUUUCCAAAAAGGGAUAUCAUACUGUGAAUUCAGAAAAUGUAAGAAAGGCUUUAUUCAAACCAACAUUUAAUUAUACAUCAGAUAAUUCAUAGCGGGGAGUGGUUUUAUGUACUGAAUGUGGGUAGUCCUUCACUCACAAAGCACACUUCAUUACAUAUCAGAGAAUACAUGCUGGAGGUAAGUCUUAUGAAUACAGUGACUGCUGGAAAUCUUUCACUGAGGAGUCAACUCCCUGAAUGUUAGCAAAUUCACAUAUGAGGGAGGUAAUAACUACCAGGUCAUAUCUCAUAGCACAACAGAAAACUCAUAUUGGAGGGAAAACGUAUAAUAGCAGUGACUAGAAAUCCCUUCAUCUAGAAGUCAUCAGAAAAUUUCUACUAGAGAGAGACAAAAUAAAUGCACUUAAUAUGGGAAUGGCUUCACCCAGAAAUCAGUUUUCGGUAUUUUUUCUUCCAUGUUUAUCCAUGAGUAAAGUCAUGUAUUUCCUUAAUAUCUAUUUCCUUAAAGUGAGGAAGUCUUUUCACACAAGUCAGAACCAAUUGUAAAUUACUCCACGGAAGCCCUAUGAUUGUUUUAGAUGUAUAUUAUAUUAUAUAUCAAAAAGCCUUCAUGAGUCACACCUUACUGUGCAUCAAAUAAUUGAGAAGAAUAAAUCUUUUGAGAGCACAUCAUGUUAUUAAAUGCCAUAAAAUUCAUACUGGAAAGAAACCCUGUCAAUUUGAUACACUGAAAAAAAGUUUUCCUAUAGAAGAAAAUUCCACAAGAAAUUUAAGUUUUGUUUACUGGAUUAGCUUCAUGCUCAACACAUAUACAACUUUGUAUAAAUGUGGCUUACAUAAUAUAUUUAACCUCUUUCUGAUAUUAGUACUUCCUCCACAUUCAUGACAACUCGAGCUACAUCAACAGUCCACAAAUAAUGACAAUCAACUCCAUAUUUUCUUUAUUCUUACAAUCACAUAGAAACACAUUAAAAAGUUAUUUGUGCACACAUAGUAUUAGUGUGUUUUCAUUAUUUUACAAAAUUUGGAUUACAUUAUAUACACCUUUCUGCAUCUUUUGCACUCAACAAUAAAUGUUAAAUAGCUGAAUAUGAUCUACAGUGUGGAAUGCCAUAAUUUAUUCAACCAUUUCACCAUUGAUUAUUCACAUUUUUGCCACUAUGAUAAAAGAUCCUAUAAACGUCCUCAAGAGAUAGCAUAGCAGAGCGGAUUGUUGAACAGGUUUAAACAUGUUACCUACUGGAGAUUGUUUUUUCUCUCUGUGGAAUACACUCCCAAGAAUGUGACUGAGUGAUUCGACUGUAUAUAUGUUUUAUUUUAAUACAUGUUUCCAAAUAUCUUUGUAAUAAAGCUGUAUCAUUUCAUAGUUCCAACAUUAGUGUAAAAACCCUUUCCCUCUAUUAGAAGUUAGUGUUACUCUAACUUUGAGCAGUUUUAGGGGUUAUCACUUUAGAUAACUGAUUGCUUAUUUGCAUAUUAAUUUAUGCUUCUCUGUUUCUUGGCUACUUGAAUUUGCUCUUCUGUAAAUUGCCUUUAUAAACCAUUUAUGCAUACUUUUUUCUUUUGGGGUUUGUUGUGCCAGUUGUAAUAGCUCAGAAUAUGUGAAGAUAGUAACUCCUUUUUUUAAAAAACAAAUGUGUUGACUUGUAUAUAUUUUCCUGUUCAUAUAAUUGUAUUUUUGUACAUUUAAUUAUGUUUACCUUUUUAUAUUUCUAAAUUUCUGGUCUUUGUUAAACAUCACAUAUUUACUUGUAAGAUUUUUAAGUUUAUGUAUAUGUUGUAUGUCUUCUAGGAAAGUGAUUUGAUUUUUUUCUUGGGACAUGAUAACCACUUUCAUGAUGGGAGACACUAUUGGUUUCUGAGCCAAUAGGCAAUUAUUAUACUGUUCUCUCUCACUAAUUAUUCCCUUCACUAGCACCUUCUAAAGCUGGUAUGGCCAAGGGACCUGCUCUGGUAAAGGGAAGUAAGCAAAAGACUGGUAGAUGGGUCUUGGGGAAGCCUUUGCUUUCUUAAGAAAAGGGACGUACUUAGCUGAUGUCAUCAGUCCUAUCCUUCCUUCCUUGUACAUGAUGACUGGAGCAGUGGCAAUCUUCUUUCCACCGUAAGAGAAAGGCCAAAACAAUCACAGUGACACUGGUCCUGGCAUUAUUGAGUCAGUACUAGCAGCAACUUACCUCCAGACUUUUGCUAUGUAAUAAAAAUGAACAUGUUUUGUGGAGGCCACUAUUCUAGGCUUCUCUUAUAAAACCUCAAAGCAUUUCUGGGUUCAUUAGGCAUCAAAAUUUACAAAGGAAUCCUUUUUCCUAAUAAAAUAAAUAUAAAAGAUGAAAGAAGAAAACCCUAGUAAAAUAGAUAGCCCACAAAAAAGCUGAGUAAGGUAAAGAAAUAGCAAGAUUAUAGAUGAUUUUGUAUACCUAAAAAAAAAAAACAUAGAUAUUGGAUCAAUUAAUAAAAGAGAAUAGUACCUUGAGUAAGUGAA